Molecule: messenger RNA, 1905 nt
Organism: Fusarium oxysporum Fo47
Lineage: Eukaryota; Fungi; Ascomycota; Sordariomycetes; Hypocreales; Nectriaceae
Product: BCS1 N terminal-domain-containing protein
Exons: 3
Coding region: 1-1905 (634 amino acids)
Biological process (GO): mitochondrial respiratory chain complex III assembly; protein insertion into mitochondrial inner membrane from matrix
Cellular component (GO): mitochondrial inner membrane
Molecular function (GO): ATP hydrolysis activity; ATP binding
Source: RefSeq, a predicted model, not a curated record
AUGGACAUCACAAAGAUGAGCAAUAUGGGCUGGCCUCCUUUUCUCCAAGCCAUGAACAGCACCGCUCAACCACUGAACUCUUCUUCAUCGUUCCCUGGAAUAAUGGACACUUUUCUUGUAUCCGCAGGCCAAGCAUCGCCUCUACUCCAGCUCUUCCUAUUCGUCUACCGCUUCGUGGGCGCUCAGUUGGGUCUUGACCCAUCUCUCCUCCUCACCCUCCUCGGUUGUCUCUGGGGCUUGUCUAAACUCUUCGAUCAAGUAUAUGCAACGAUCGAUAACUUCCUUCACACCUAUUUCAGGUGUACCAUAUACGUUAGCGAGAAUGACCAGAUCUAUUCUACGCUCAUGCAGUUCCUGUCGGAGCAGCAAGACAUUGCGACUAAUCGUCAUCUUACAGCCCAGACUGUUUUUAAGAGUGCUUGGGACGAAGAAGAAGAUCAAGCAGAUGUGUUGGCCACGAAUACUGUCGAAGACGCUGAAGAUUCGCCUAAGUAUCUCAACUUUGCCAGCGACGCAGCUAGAUGUAACCCACGAUAUGUCCCAGCCAUGGGCACGACAGGGUUUUGGCACGACAGGACGUACUUUCGGGUCAACCGUAAGAGAGAGUCUCUGCAAAGUACCAACGGUUGGGGAGGGACCAAGGAUGUUGAGGAGCUUAAAAUAUCUUGCUUCGGCAGGUCUAUUGACCCUAUCAAGCAGCUUCUCGCAGAUGCCAAAACAGCCUAUUUCCUCGAUACUCGCCACAAGACCACUAUCUACCGCCCAAGAAUAAAAGAAAGUCGCCGUGAUGCUUGGAGCAUGUGGCAGCAAGUUGCCCGGAGACCUAUCAGACCAAUGAGAACUGUGAUUCUCGAGCAUGAAGAGAAGCACGACGUAUUACGUGACAUCAACGAGUAUUUGCACCCCGGAACUCCUAAGUGGUAUGCUUCACGAGGUAUUCCCCUGCGCCGUGGUUAUCUCUUUCAUGGACCACCUGGCACUGGCAAGACAAGUUUUUCGUUUGCAUUGGCUGGUGUUUUCGGUAUCGAUAUCUAUGUCAUCAGUCUUCAAGAUCCUACCGUCAGCGAAGAGGAUCUGGCUGUUUUGUUCACCAGACUUCCUCGCCGAUGUGUUGUCCUUUUGGAAGACAUCGACACUGCUGGUCUUCGUCGUCCCAACGAUGAAGAAGAUGAAGAGGAGAAUGAAGACGGUACCGGAGAAAAGGCCGGCGAGGCCAAAGGCAAAAAGACUGAAAAAGCGGAGAAGAAAGAAAAGAAGAAAUCCAAAAAGGCCAAAGACUCUUCCGACAGCGACACCGACAGCUCUGAAGAGGACAGAAAGAGACGCAGAAAGCGAAGACGAAACAGAAGAGACAGAGAGAAUACCAGCAACAGGGGUACUAAUAACAUCUUGACUGUGGAAAGUAUUUCACUUUCUGGACUUCUCAACGCCAUCGACGGUGUUGCUUCGCAUGAAGGUCGCAUCCUCAUCAUGACAACCAACAAGCCCGAGUCCCUCGACGAGGCUCUCAUUCGACCGGGACGAGUCGAUGUGCAAGUUGGGUUCAAGAACGCAACCAGCGCACAGGCAUCGGAGCUCUUUUACCGAAUGUACGAGAUGUCGCGUAACAAGCCAGUCCCUAUGUCCAAGACCAAACCAACCGCACCCAAGCCACAGAAUGGCAGUAUUCACAGUCUCGUGGAUAGCAAAGGCAAAGAGACCACUCUGUCGAUCGAUGAUCUCAAGACGAUCUCCCAGGAGUUUGGACAACUUAUCCCAGAGGGUAUGUUCUCGCCUGCGGAGAUUCAGGGGUUCUUGCUCAAGCGCAAGAAGAGUCCUCGAAAGGCGCUUGAGGAUGCUUCUGGUUGGAUUGAGGCUACUGUUAAGCAGAAAGAGCUCAAAUCCAAGGUUGUUACUGUCCAGUAG